UUUAAGAAACCUUUUUAAGAUCCAAGAGGUCUGGGCUUUCGAUGUUAUUGUAUCUGAGAACAAUACUACUAGGCCUACGUGAGUUUUGUGAAAAAGAGGAGCUGACCGUGGUGCUGAAACGGCGGCGGCGGCUCGCUGUCUUCAAGGGGGCAGCCCGCACUCCGACUGAGCCGCUGAGGCGACGCGUAUCCUCCGCUCUCCGCCGAUCUGACUUCGCGGAGCCCAUCGCCGCUCCGAAACGGGCGGACCUGCCCUUCGUCCACCGGACUCCCACGGCGAGUGGCCACCCCGGGGCGAUCUUUCGCUUUCUCUUUCCUCUUUUCUGAGGGAAAGUGUUGAACGCACGCAAGGACAUUAUUCUCUGAGCUCAGGAGCGUACUCUCCAAGACAUGUGCACAACAAGAGAUUGCCGUGUGAAUGCGCUCCUCUUCAUCUUCAUCCUUUGUGCCCCGAUGGCAUACGGCCAAGGUUCUUUCCCUGGGGAAAAAGAGGGGGGGCGUGGCCUGGUCCCCACCACCCAUGACACGGAUAGAGAGGUCCACGUGGUUACGACCGCCCCUCCCCUCAACAUUCCCAACCACCACCCCCUCUUGAAGGAGUACCUGCUUCCCGAGGCCCUACUGACAAAGGAUUUCCGGGGCCAGAAGCACUUUUUUGAGGAUGACGGGGGUUCAGAACAGGACUCCACCAAGCCUUCCUCCAGCUCCCGCUUUAUCAAGGAGCCGUCCACCCACAGGGCCCCACCUGAGGCACGGGACUUCUCCGACAUAGCCUACAGUUUGGCUGGCAGGCCGGCCACCUCCCCUACAGUGAGUGUGGCCCCCAGUUCCCCAGCCCUGCCUGGGGUGGCUGCCCACGCUGCACUCCUGAACAACGGUGGGAGAACCACCAGCAGGCUGGGGGAGGGAUGGACCACCAACUCCCUCACCACACCUGUCCUGAGCAGUGCCCCUCAUCCUAGCAGCGACGGAGCCGCCCGGCCUGCCUCCAGUCAGCAGCCGGUUACCGUGACGACCAGCCUCACUCCCUCGGCCCUGACCACCUCUGCGGCAAAGGUUGUCACGGCAGCACGGGAACCCAACGCAGGCCCCCACCGUGAGGUCACCCCGGUGACAUCAUCCUCCACGGGAGAUGUGGAUUACGAAACGAUUUCCAGCACCAUCAUCACCACCACCGUCAUCACCACUGCACAGACCCCAGCUCCAUGCAGUACCAACUUCACCGCCCCAGAGGGUCACAUAGAGGUGCCAGCACAACCUGGUGCGUGGUCUUACCCCGGCGUGGACUGCACCUACGCCAUAUCCGUCUACAUGGGCUACGGAGUGGAGAUUCAGGUGUUGAAUGUGAGCCUGCUGGAGGGUGAGAUGGUGACACUGGAGGACCUGGGCUGCCGGGAGCCCUUGGUGUUGGCCAACGAGUCCAUCCUGAUGAAAGGGCUGGUGGUGCGCAGCCAGAGCAACCACAUCGCCAUCCGCUUCCGGAGCGAGCAACGGCCUCAGCCCGGCUCCUUCCUGCUGAGGUACCAGGCUUUCGUGUUGAGCUGCCCUUUCCCCCGGCGACCAGCUUACGGUGAUGUGUCCGUCACCAGCCUUCAUGCAGCUGGAGAGGCCUAUUUCUACUGCCUGAACGGCUACCAGCUUCAGGGUCCCUCGACGCUGACCUGCCGCAAUGCCACCACCCCCUACUGGAGUGGUAGGGAGCCCCGUUGCCUCGCUGCAUGUGGCGGGAUGAUUAAGCCCGCCACUGUGGGCCGCAUCGUUUCCCCCGGUUUCCCAGGCAACUACAGCAACAACCUGACAUGCCACUGGGUGCUGGAGGCCCCCUUGGGCCACCGGCUGCACAUCCACUUCGAGAAGGUGGCUCUGGCCGAGGAUGAUGACAGACUGCUGAUCAAGAACGGCAACAACAUUGACUCACCACCCCUCUACGACUCCUACGAGGUGGAGUACCUGCCCAAUGAGGGUAUCGUCAGCAGCAGCCACCACCUUUUCGUGGAGCUCAUUACCGAUGCGUCGGGCACAUCCACCGGCACAGCCAUCCGAUACGAAGCCUUUGCUCAGGGCCGCUGCUACGAGCCAUUCGUCAAGUACGGCAACUUCACCAGCAGCGACGCCAACUACACGGUGGGCGCCUUGGUGGAGUUCUCCUGCGACCCCGGCUACACGCUGGAGCAGGGCUCCGUCCUCAUCGAAUGCAUGGAUCCCAGCAACCCGCAGUGGAAUGAGACCGAGCCCGCCUGCAGGGCCGUCUGCAGCGGAGAGAUCACCGACUCUGCUGGAGUUGUCCUGUCUCCCAAUUGGCCCGAGGCCUACGACAAGGGUCAGGACUGCAUCUGGGGCAUCCAUGUGGAAGAAGACAAGAGGAUCAUGCUGGACAUCCAAGUGCUCCAUGUGGGCAAGAACGAUGUGCUGACCUUCUAUGACGGCGACGACCUGACGGCCAAGGUGCUGGGCCAGUACGCCGGGACCCGGCCACGUUUCAAACUCUACACCUCUAUGGCUGACGUUAUCAUCCAGUUCCAGUCCGACCCGGCCACUAACGUCUUCGGUUACCACAACGGAUUCGUCAUACAUUUCUUUGAGGUCCCCCGCAAUGACACAUGUCCCGAGCUCCCGGAGAUCACCAACGGCUGGAAGAGCACCUCACACCCCGAGCUCAUACACGGCACAGUGGUCACCUACCAGUGCUACCCCGGGUUCGAGCUGCAGGGCACGGAGAUUCUCAUGUGCCAGUGGGACCUGACAUGGAGUGGCGACUUGCCCAGCUGUGAGAAAGUGAGGCUGUGUGCAGACCCCGGCAACGUGGAGCACAGCCGACGGAUAACGUCAGCACCCCGGCUAACGGUGGGCUCCACGGUGCAGUACGUCUGCAACAAGGGCUACAUGCUAUCUGGCAACAGUCUGCUAACCUGCCACAACCACGACCCCGCUGGACCCAGGUGGACCAAGACUCCACCCAAGUGUGUCCCCGAGACCUACAACACCUGCAAAAACCCCGGCACCCCCCCAUUCAGCAUCCAGAGUCAAGAAAAACCCUUUUACCAGGCUGGGGAGACGCUGCGCUUCACCUGCCUUACCGGCUAUGAGCUGCAGGGGGAGCCGGCUCUCUGCUGUGUCCCCGGACGCCCUUCACGGUGGAGUCACGCGCCUCCUGUCUGCCAGGCCUCCGCCGUCGAGUACUCCAAGCGCCGACUAGAUGUUGCCGGUGCCGACUUCAGUAUAGAGGGAAUAAGCAUAGCCGUGGCGGUUUUCAUCCCUGUUGCAAUCAUCCUGGCUCUAAUCUUCGGGAUUUACCUGUACUUCUCCAAAGUACAAGGAAAGUCCUUCCUCCAGCCCAUGUCCAGCUCUGUGCCGUAUAACCACAUCACGCCAGAUUUCGCUUCCGGAGUCCGCACCUAUGACAACGGACCCCGGCUCGUGAUCUCUGAUUACUAACGGCUGUGUCUAUCUGUCCCACAGCGGCUGCAUCCCUGAAGAACCACGAGGACACCAGAGAAUACGAGGUCUCCAUUUAGAGACACUACGCAUUUCAGCAUGGGGGAAAUCAAGCCAUUUUUGCCUUGCGGGAAUUGGUCUGCACCAUUCAUCUCUCCUGUGACUCCUCCAGUACCUCCUCUUUUCCAUUCUUCUCCCCGUCUCCUGUCUCCUGAUGUAUAUAUUAUUAUUUUCAGAGGACUUCAUGCAAGCACUGCAAAGGAUGUGAAAGACAGUGUUAUUUUUGUAGAGCUCGUUACCAAUGGCCUAGCUGCAGUGUUUGUAUAUUUUCUAUCCUGUGACAUAGCCCAGCGGGAUUAAGUACUAUAAUAUGUCAUAUGGGGGGGGGGGGGGAAUGCAAUUUUUUUAUCUAUCAAUGUCAGUCAAAAUACUUUGUAAAAGUUACAGGGCAACCGUGGGGAAGAUAUUCAUUUUAAUUGUUUAAUUUAACUGUAGUUCAGGAGAUGAAGUAUUUGGUAAAUAUUGGACAAGGACAUGAUGAGAGAAAACCUGGUAUUUAUGGCAACUGCAGUCUUACACUUCCUCUGGGUUUCUGGUAUUCAGUCCAUCUCAUUCAGUAUUUAAUUCAGAGUUAUUGAUUAGACAGGAACUGGGUACCGAAUGUUACACGGCUGCAUAUCUGCAGGACCUUAUCUCUCCAAGGCUUAGCGAGAACUUGUUGCUGAUUUGAACUGGGGAAGUUUCACUUACAGGUCUCCCAGCUGUGCCAUCUAACUGUGGUGGAAAUAAAUGGAAAAAGAUUUGUAAAUCA
Molecule: messenger RNA, 4245 nt
Organism: Brienomyrus brachyistius
Lineage: Eukaryota; Metazoa; Chordata; Actinopteri; Osteoglossiformes; Mormyridae
Product: seizure protein 6 homolog
Biological process (GO): regulation of dendrite development; synapse maturation
Cellular component (GO): dendritic spine; dendritic shaft; neuronal cell body
Source: RefSeq, a predicted model, not a curated record